Molecule: messenger RNA, 2289 nt
Organism: Penicillium argentinense
Lineage: Eukaryota; Fungi; Ascomycota; Eurotiomycetes; Eurotiales; Aspergillaceae
Gene: cog6
Product: Golgi transport complex subunit COG6
Exons: 2
Coding region: 1-2289 (762 amino acids)
Biological process (GO): intra-Golgi vesicle-mediated transport
Cellular component (GO): COG complex
Source: RefSeq, a predicted model, not a curated record
AUGACCAGCUACUUCCCGGUUGGAGCCAGUAAUGGGAAUGGCUCGUCCCCAGCCUCGUCGCCGUUGUCUCCUCCGACCUCUCAGCGGUCAACUGCGCUGUCCAACCGCCUGACCUCCGUCCUGUCAGCAUCCUACGCCGAUUCCGAUAUUCGCGACUCUCUCGAAACCUUGAGCAUACGGGGAAUCCACAAUACGGCCGAGACUAGGCGGCAAUUGCGACUUGAUGUACAGAAGGAGGUUGUCGACUGCAAUGCCGAGAUUGUGCGAGACUUUGGAAAAGUGGCGGAGGUGAAAAAGCCCGAACAAGCAAAUGAUGAACGCAUUGGUUCCGUCAUUUCGACCCUCAAUCGAACCUGCGACGAAAUGCGCAGGCAUAUUGGCCAGGCGAAGCAGGACACCACACCCAUGCUGGAGGAGGCCGGAGCGCUGAUGACCCAAAAGAAGGAUACCGAGACGAAGCAACGUCUCCUAGACGCCUUUUCGAAACAUUUUUUGGUCCCAGAGGAAGAUUUGCGGGUCUUGACAUCGGCGGAGGGGCCCGUUGACGAGCAGUUUUUCGAGGUUCUCGCCCGCGUGAAGCAAGUACACCACGAUUGCGAGGUCCUCCUUGGCGGCGAAAACCAACGGUUGGGCCUAGAGAUCAUGGAUUUGAGCAGUCGAAACCUCAAUUCUGCCUAUCAAAAACUGUACCGGUGGAUUCAGAAGGAGUUCCAGUCUCUCAACCUCGAAGAUCCUCGCAUCAGCAGCUCGAUUCGCCGCGCUUUGCGGGUAUUGGCUGAACGGCCAACCCUCUUCCAUAGCUGCUUGGACUUUUUCGCAGAAGCUCGAGACUACGUUCUAUCGGAUGCUUUCCACUAUGCAUUGACGGAUGCCAUCUCUGGAGGAGCUGGUGCCAAUGCGGGAGACCGCAGUGUAAAGCCAAUCGAGUUUUCGGCACAUGAUCCUCUUCGGUAUAUUGGUGAUAUGCUUGCAUGGGUACACUCCACAACCGUUUCUGAGCGUGAAGCUCUGGAGGCAUUGUUUGUCGCCGAUGGAGAGGAACUUGCAAGGGGCAUCCAGGCUGGGCUAAGCAGCGAGCCUUGGUCACGGAUUGAUGAAGACCAAGAAGCUGCCUUCGACGGUCACAAAGCUCUCAGUGAUCUCGUCAACCGAGAUCUCACCGGCGUUUCCCGGUCGCUCCGACAGAGAGUUGAGCUUGUCAUUCAGGGUCAUGAUGAUCCAGUCACCUGCUAUAAAGUGGUGAACUUAUUGUCAUUCUACCGCACGACGUUCUCGAAAUUAGUGGGAGCUCAAUCUAACCUCGUGGAUUUGAUGCAGGCGCUCGAGAAGUUUACACUUGGUCAUUUUGAAACUUUGAUGCGUGAACAAGCGAGCGCCCUUUCAAGUGACCAGGCUGCUUUGAGUCCACCUGAUGAUCUGUCACCUCCAGAAUUCCUUUUGGAUGCACUGGAAGGUUUGAUCUUACUCAUGAAAACGCAUGAAGGCUCAGUUGGUCCGGACGAGCCGUCUUCCGAAUCUAGCGAAAAUCGAUUUACCCCCGUGCUUCGUGCUGCUUUUGACCCAUUCUUGAGUCUAGCUCGGUCAUCCUCCAACGAGCUGAAGGACACCACUGCGCAAACCAUCUACCGCACCAACAUUCUUCUCGCAGCACGUGCGACGGUGUCGCCAUUUGAAUUUGCCAGCGUCACUCAUAUGGCCCCUCUGUCCACUGCGCUUUCAACGCUCCGUGUCAAUCUUCUUGAUGUCCAGCAUCAAUUUCUUCUCGAGUCAUCCGGUCUACAGGUUCUAUUGGAUGCCCUAGAGCCAUUUUCCAAGUCAGCUAAAGGGACCGAAAACGAUAGCGACUCGGACGAUGAACAAUCUGGGAAGCCCGAUGUGCAGAAACUUCAUCUUAAAGACCUUGCUAGUCUUUCUGCGUUCCAGCCAACCUCAUUGGUUACAUCUAGUCAGCGGCUGGACGACUUCCUUCCAUCUGCUUUGAUGGAUGCCACUGACAACCUCAAGCGAGUGCAGAGCGCAUCUCUUGUCCAGAGCGUCACCGAGGAUGCUGUUGAGGCAUUCUGUCGUGAUUUUGAGUUUGUCGAGGGCAUGAUCAUCGCUGCGGAUGAGGCCCGGGGGAUGACACACGUGAACCUGGGAACCGGAGGCAGUGUACUUAGUGGCAAGAGUGGUCGAUCAAGCCGCAAGCCGGAGACCGAAGAGGACGACAAGAAUGCUAAUGAGGAGCAAUGGAGCCUGCGAUCACUGUUCCCUCGAACUACGGGGGAGAUCAGAGUGCUACUGAGCUAA